UUCGCGGCCGCCCUUAUCAGGGUAUAGAGGUUCUUCUCUCAAACCUCUCAACCUGUGGAACUGUAAAUCUGUGAUCGAUAAUGGUGGGUAGAGAGAGGGAUUACGAGAACCGAGAUUACUCGCGAAGCCGUGAUCGGAAACUCUCUUCGACGGUGGUAAUCCCCGAAGAACGUCGCCGCGAUGACCGAGAAAACGGCCGUUACUCGCCGGUAUCAGGUAGGUCACCAUCUCCUUCAUACUCUCCCUACAAUGAUCUUCGUCAUCGUCGUCGUAGCCCUAGCCGUAGUCUUAGCCCUGUGAACGGUUACAAGAGAUCUCGUUACGAAUCAGAUCGCCGUCGUGAUCGAGCAGAUUCAAACGGAUACAAUAACAACCGUAGGAGAAGCCCUGACUAUAAUGGAACCCUAACCCGCGAUGGUCCACGACAAUUCGAUCGCGAUCGUAGGGAUUUCCAGAACGGGCGGUUCCCUGACACCGAAUCUGAUGAGGAGUUGAAGGGAUUGAGCUACGAAGAGCACCGCAGGCUUAAACGCCAGAAACUGAGGAAGAGCCUCAAGAACUGUAUAUGGAAUUGCACACCCAGUCCUCCUCCCGGUGAAAGGGUUCGCUACGAGUCUCUGGAUGAAGCCAAGGAAGUUGGAGAAAAGGAAAACCAAAAGGGUGAUUCGAGAGGGGAGGAUCGGCAGGAGAACGGGAUUGGUCGUCGUCGUGGUCGUAGUGAUUCUGAAUCUGAAGAAUCGGGAGAAAGUUUGUCGGACACGGAUGAUUCCCGGUCUAGGAGGAAGAGUAGAAGCCAAAGGAGUGGUCGGCGGAAGAGUAAAUCUUCGGGUUCUAGGAGGCGCGGGAAUAGAAAAUCAAUCACGGGUACUGAAUCAGAUGAGGACGUAAGCGAGUCAGAGGCUUCUUCUUAUUAUUCAAGUGAAGAGGAUACGAAAGGGAGGAAGAAAUCUGGAAGAACGCGUAGUAGGCGAGGGAAGAAUAGGAGUAGCCGUAGCAGCAAGAGAACAAGGAAAAGUAGAAAGAGGAGAGAUAUUGAUUCUGAUGAGAGCCCAACUGAGGAGAGUGGAAGUGAAGAUAUAUCUGAGUCAAGCCCGUCUUCUGAUGAGGACGCCAGAUCGAAGAAGGAGAAGCUCGGCAGUUCCUCUUCCCGUUCGAAAAGAAGCAAGAAAAAGGGGCGCUCUGAAUCGGGUAGUGAGAGUGCAACUGAGAGAUCUUCUGAUUCAGAAGUUGAUGGGAAAAGCAUCGUUAUGACUGAUGACACAAAGAAUGAUGAGAUUAUUACGGAGGCACCGAAUUUCAAGGAGCUGUUUGAGUCUCAAAAGAAAUCUGCUGUGGACAAUGAACCUAUUGUGGGACCUGUCCCUCUGCCAAAGGCUGAAGGGCAUAUUAGCUACGGAGGUGCUCUUAGGCCUGGUGAGGGUGAUGCUAUUGCUCAGUAUGUGCAGCAAGGCAAGCGUAUUCCUCGCAGAGGAGAAGUGGGUCUUUCUGCUGAUGAGAUUCAGAAGUUUGAGGGUCUUGGUUAUGUGAUGAGUGGUAGUAGGCAUCAGAGAAUGAAUGCAAUUCGUAUCCGAAAAGAAAACCAGGUUUACAGUGCUGAAGACAAGCGGGCAUUGGCAAUGUUUAACUAUGAGGAGAAGGCAAAACGCGAGCACAAGGUCAUGGCUGAUCUACAGCGGCUGGUGCAACGUCACAUUGGGCAAGAUGUUGGUCCAACUCAUGAUCCUUUUGGUGCAAAAGCUUCUGAGGGGACUGAUGACUGAUACUUAUUUACAUUCGAUGUUCUCCACAUGUUGUUUACUGUCUUAUUUAUACAGCCUUGUGGGAAUAAAAUGUAGUACUUCAGAUGUAGAAUUUAAUGAAUGAUGGACGAAUGUAUUGUAUCAAUAACAUUCAAGGAAGUUAAUUUCAGUUUUCAUCUAUUUUAAAGGAAGAAAUAGGACAUGUUCUAUGCUGUUCAGCAUUUGAUCCAA
Messenger RNA from Macadamia integrifolia, 1970 nucleotides. RefSeq names its product NF-kappa-B-activating protein. The record is from RefSeq and is a predicted model, not a curated record. Lineage: Eukaryota; Viridiplantae; Streptophyta; Magnoliopsida; Proteales; Proteaceae. The coding region runs from base 81 to 1760 and encodes 559 amino acids. Gene Ontology annotation, molecular function: chromatin binding. Gene Ontology annotation, biological process: regulation of gene expression. Gene Ontology annotation, cellular component: nucleus. The transcript has a single exon.